CCAGUUCAUCUGCGCGGAUCUUUCACAGCGAACCGACCGACCGCUGAGGAGUGAAAGAGGGACGGGAGCUAACCGAACAGCAUUUAUCGAUUUUGCUUGAUCGACUUAUUCAAGGAGCUACAGUUGUGUGUGCAAAAUUGUGAUGAUGGGAGUUUGGAGUGUGUGCUGUUUUUUACUCAUCUCUCUAUUAAAGUCAUCCUCUGCCCACAGCGACUUCUUCACCUCCAUUGGUCACAUGACAGAUCUGCUGUUCACAGAAAAAGACCUGGUGACAUCAUUGAAAGACUACAUUAAAGCAGAGGAGAGCAAACUAGAGCAAGUCAAACAGUGGGCAGAGAAGCUCGAUGCUUUAACAGCCACAGCCGUCCAGGACCCAGAGGGCUUUUUGGGGCAUCCUGUCAAUGCCUUUAAACUCAUGAAGAGACUAAACACAGAAUGGGGUGAAGUGGAAGAUCUAGUGCUCAAGGACAUGUCUGAUGGCUUUAUCUCAAACCUGACCAUUCAGCGCCAGUACUUCCCCAAUGAUGAAGACCAGAAUGGUGCAGCAAAAGCCCUCCUCCGACUGCAGGACACAUAUAAACUGGACACACAGACCAUCUCUUCUGGAGACCUGCCUGGUGUUAAUACAGGUUUACCAUUUAAAAGCACCCUAACGGUAGAGGACUGUUUUGAGCUGGGAAAAAUCGCCUACUCUGACGCAGACUACUAUCACACAGAGCUGUGGAUGGCCCAGGCGCUCAAGCAGCUUGAUGAAGGAGAAGAAUCCAACGUUGAGAUAGCCACUGUUCUGGACUACCUCAGUUACUCCGUCUACCAACAGGGGGAGCUGGAGAGAGCACUGGAAUAUACCAAGAGACUGCUUACUGUGGAUCCGGAGCACCAGCGAGCUCUUGGGAACCUAAAAUAUUUUGACUACCAGCUAGCCAAACAGAAGAAGGCAGAGAAGGAACAGAGCACCAAGGAAGAGAGCAAGAAGGAGCAAGAAACGUCAGAUGGGAAGAAGGAAUAUCUCCCUGAGAAGAGGAAAUAUGAGAAGCUGUGUAGAGGAGAAGGACUCAGAAUGACUCCUAGGAGACAGAGGCAUUUGUUCUGCCGUUACUUCAACGGUAACAGACAUCCAUUUUACACAAUCGGGCCAGUGAAACAAGAAGACGAAUGGGACCGUCCACGUAUCAUCCGUUAUCACGAGAUAAUAACAGAACAAGAAAUAGAAAAAGUCAAGGAGCUCUCCAAACCAAGGCUGCGCCGAGCCACCAUCUCCAACCCCAUUACUGGUGUCCUAGAGACUGCACAGUAUCGCAUCAGUAAAAGGCGCGCCACCGUUCAUGACCCUCAAACUGGCAAACUCACCACCGCCCAGUACAGAGUCUCCAAGAGUGCAUGGUUGGCGGCCUAUGAGCAUCCGAUUGUGGAUCGCAUCAAUCAGCGCAUUGAAGACAUCACAGGCCUCAAUGUCAAAACAGCAGAAGAGUUACAGGUGGCAAAUUAUGGUGUUGGAGGACAAUAUGAACCCCAUUUUGACUUUGGACGGAAAGAUGAACCAGAUGCCUUUAAAGAGCUGGGCACAGGGAAUCGCAUAGCAACCUGGCUCUUCUACAUGAGUGAUGUAGCAGCGGGGGGAGCCACUGUCUUUCCAGAAGUGGGAGCCGCAGUAAAGCCACUGAAGGGCACCGCAGUGUUCUGGUAUAAUCUGUUUCCCAGUGGAGAAGGAGAUUACAGCACGAGACACGCAGCCUGUCCAGUACUAGUGGGAAACAAGUGGGUGUCAAAUAAAUGGAUCCAUGAGCGAGGUCAGGAAUUCAGGAGACCCUGUGGCCUGAAAGAGACCGACUGACCCACGCCAUCCACCAUUUUUCUCAUUCACUUAAGACUCUGAAGACAGUCCCGCUCUACAUGUCCACUGUCCAUAGCAGCAACACUUAUUUUCAGUGAGGAGUGUGUAUGUGUGUGUUUUUGUGAUAUCAGGACACAUGUAUAAUGACAUGGGUAUGACGCCGGUAUUAUAAAGAGAAAGUGACUUAUGAGGCCAUGUCCCUGUUUUUCAAAAGGCUCAUAAAUCAUACAGAAUGAACCGGAAUGUUUUUUCGGGAAGUAAGCGUGCACACAGUUUCCUGUGAGAGAGAGUUUGGUUUAGGGGUAGGGUGAUAGACACAGUUUGAAAAGUAUAGAAACAGUGGAAACCUAUGAAAUGUCCCCACAGUUCACAAAAGCAAGCAUGUUUGUGUGUACUUGUAUAUAUGGUUUACGAGCAGGGUGGGAAUUACAAGGGGGUUUGGGAGGAGUUAACCCCUCCGAUUAACACAUGUAGGACAUUAAAACAAGAUGUAUGGGGUUCAGUCCUUUAAUAGUGGGACAAUGUUCUCUGAUCGGUAUCUUAAAUAAUAUUAGUAAUUAAAAUAAUUUAUAUAUAUGAGCAAUAUUACAUGAGUAGCAGUGUAAUAUGGCUGUAUAUCGGCCUGUGGGAGGCAUGUCAUAUUGUAAUAUUAAUAUAAUAUUAUUAUAGUUUGAUGGCAUAAUUGUGUAUAUAAAAAAAAAAAAAUCAAACACGGAGAGUCUAAAAACCCUUUUGUAUGAGGAACUACUUUCUUACGCCAUUCAUUUACAUCUGCAGCUGACGUCAGAACAGCAGAAAUCGUUGCUCAUUCACAAACGUCACUUUAGAGCUAGUAUUUCUAUGUUGCAAUCAGGAGAUCACAAUAAUUAACGCCGGAAAAGCAAACACUAGCAGAUUACUAUGGUAUAAAUACAGUAUUAUUAGAGAGAGAUAGACUUAGAAUUUGACUUAAUUGUUUAAUAAGGAUUUGAUCAACUAUGCGGUCCCUGUCGCCAUCUUGUGGCGGAACAUCAACCGUCUUUGCUUUGCUCAGUAUGACAGGCUGAUGGCCGCCGACAUGCUGAAUUUCCAAAAUUAUAAAUAUUUAAAAUAGGCACUGUCCUUAUAAAUAAACUGCACAGAUGCAAUCUAAACAACUACAUUCUCGCCUGUCCAACAGCUGCAAUAUUUGUCAAACUGUAGUGAGUCUAUUAAUCUGCUGUCACUCUAUGUGGGCGGAGUAAUACACAAGGGUGAAAAGGCUGUACGAGUGAUGUUAUUGCAGAAUAUGGCAUGGCUAUCAGAACUGUGAGAAAAUUAUCAGAGAAAAUUAUGUAUAAAAUAAUAUA
Danio aesculapii is the source of this 3162-nucleotide messenger RNA. RefSeq names its product prolyl 4-hydroxylase, alpha polypeptide I a (gene p4ha1a). NCBI's taxonomy places the organism in Eukaryota, Metazoa, Chordata, Actinopteri, Cypriniformes, Danionidae. The transcript has 16 exons. Gene Ontology annotation, molecular function: protein binding; iron ion binding; L-ascorbic acid binding. Gene Ontology annotation, cellular component: endoplasmic reticulum. Gene Ontology annotation, biological process: peptidyl-proline hydroxylation to 4-hydroxy-L-proline. Bases 143 to 1834 code for a protein of 563 amino acids. The record is from RefSeq and is a predicted model, not a curated record.